Messenger RNA from Achroia grisella, 1573 nucleotides. RefSeq names its product fatty acyl-CoA reductase 1-like. The transcript has 12 exons. Gene Ontology annotation, biological process: long-chain fatty-acyl-CoA metabolic process. Gene Ontology annotation, molecular function: alcohol-forming very long-chain fatty acyl-CoA reductase (NADP+) activity. The record is from RefSeq and is a predicted model, not a curated record. Bases 1 to 1416 code for a protein of 471 amino acids. Gene Ontology annotation, cellular component: peroxisome. NCBI's taxonomy places the organism in Eukaryota, Metazoa, Arthropoda, Insecta, Lepidoptera, Pyralidae.
AUGGCGGCGUUAAAAGGAGAUAACAUGCGCAUACCACAGUUUUACGCGGGUAGAUCUGUACUUAUUACUGGUGCCACCGGUUUUAUGGGAAAGGUAUUAGUCGAGAGGCUGUUAACAACAUGUCCCGACAUUGGUCGCCUAUAUCUACUGAUGAGAACUAAGAGGGAUGCCGAUCCAAACCAAAGACUGCAGCAACUCAAAGAUUCGGCAGUAUUCAAUAAUCUUCGCCAACGAGACCCUGAGCAGUUGAACAAGCUGCGUACCCUACCUGGAGAUAUAUUACAACCAAAGCUUGGUAUCAGUAAAGAGUCUAUUGCAGAAUUAAAAGAGGUGUCGAUAGUAUUCCACUCUGCCGCUACGGUGAAAUUCAACGAGGAGCUGCGAAGAGCGAUCGAAUACAAUGUGUUAUCUGUUAUGAGGCUACUCAAGAUAUGUGACGAACUGCCCAAUAUGCAAGCGUUCGUGCACGUAUCAACAGCGUAUAGCAAUGCUGAUCGGAAAGAAAUAGAAGAGAAGGUGUACCCUAUAACCACACCUCUUGACGAGCUACUGGCGUUGCUUGACGAUGAAAAUAUAGAACCAGAGGAACUUAAUAAGUAUUUAGGAUCGAAACCCAACACCUAUACGUUCACGAAAGGGGUAGCCGAGUAUGUUGUCCAGCAGCACCCGAAGAAACGUUACUCUGCGGCAAUAUUCAGACCCUCAGUUGUUAUAUCCUCCAAUCGCAACCCAUUCCCUGGUUGGAUAGAGAACAUGAAUGGACCUUCAGGUGUCAUAGCUGGCUAUAACGCUGGACUCCUGCGGGUUUUCACCACCAACAGCGCCAAGGAGGCUGACUUGCUGCCGGUUGAUAUUGCUAUCGAUAAUCUUAUCGCUGUCGCUUGGGAAACCGCUUUAAGCAAAUCGACAGCCAUCAAAGUGUAUAACUGCAGUGUCUGUGAAAAUCCCACAACGUGGGGAGACAUAGAGCGCAAUGUGAUCAGCUACACGAGAGAACAUCCACCUAAAAAAACUUACUUUUACCCGUUUUUGUUAGUCGUAAAGAACAGGUUCUUGUAUGCAUUCCUAGAAUUCAUGCUUCAAGCUGUACCAUUUCACAUAAUUGAAUUCGUAAGUCGCAUCUUCGGAAUUAAACAAAAGCACAACCUAUUAGCAUUGAACCAGAAAUUCCGCGACAUGACUGCUGCUCUACGAUUCUUUGUAAUGAACGAAUGGACUUUUAAGAAUGACAAUAUGCGGAUGUUACGAGAAAAGUUGCAUCCGUCCGAUGCAAAAUUAUUCCACUUAGAUCCUCGUACCGUAAAUUGGAAAGAACACUACAGCAACUUCGUCAUAGGCGUCAGGAGACACCUGUUGAAGCAUGAAGAGGAGGAUACUCAAACAAAAGAACAAUUUAGAAGGGCGGCCAUGUUUUAAAAUAGUCUUCAGAAUAUUCUUGCCAGUACUUAAAAUCCCUGUGUUAGUACAAAAUCAAUAUAAAGAAGAUCAUUCAUUCCGUCAUCAAAGUAUUACUUUUCUUCGCUACAAGGACCGCUGGUAUUAUUUGUAGCCUUACGAGAUAGGUAUCGAUUGA